Messenger RNA from Candidozyma auris, 2208 nucleotides. RefSeq names its product Fre9p (gene FRE9). The transcript has a single exon. Gene Ontology annotation, molecular function: ferric-chelate reductase activity. Gene Ontology annotation, cellular component: plasma membrane. NCBI's taxonomy places the organism in Eukaryota, Fungi, Ascomycota, Pichiomycetes, Serinales, Metschnikowiaceae. Gene Ontology annotation, biological process: iron ion transport; copper ion import; intracellular iron ion homeostasis. The record is from RefSeq and is a predicted model, not a curated record. The coding region runs from base 1 to 2208 and encodes 735 amino acids.
AUGUUAUGGGCCAACGUCGCCCUUUUUGCGGCUGCGGCAUUCUUCAUCUGGCCAAAAGGCAAGUCGCCAAACUACACAAAGUGGUCGUUGGCGCUCCUACUAACCGUGCUCCUGGCGCUUUUCGUCACCAUGACUCCCUUGAAGGCCCGCCAGAGCGCUCCCUUCCAUCGGUACUCGGAUGCCGAUAUCGCUUUUUCCGGCUGUAGUAUUCACGUUCGGCCGUUGAAUUUCUGCGACUUGGAAGACAUGUAUGGGCCUGGUUCUGAAGAGUGUAUGUGCGAGAACUUCAAUGCUUUGGCGAUGCUUUCCCACUGUUAUCGCACUGUGUACCCUGAUUUCGUUGAUAAUUACGUGCAAAGAUGCAAUGAGAAAGUGCAUGUGCUGCUCACGAGGGAAAAGUUCGAUCAUGCCAACGAGUAUUACGAGGAAGCUGCUCAGAACGAAACGCAAGCAAAAGACACAAAUGCAGCAUCAGAGGCUCAGGCACUAGAUUACCCACUCAGGCUUGAUGAUGAGAUGCUCUUCAGAUAUAGAGACUCUUACGAUCAGUUUUUGGGCAAUUACAAUCGCUCUGUCAGCUACGGGUUCUACUUGGUUGGGUUUUGGGUGGUGUUCUUCACAGCGGUGGGGUUGAUCAACUGGCUGAAGAUAUGGCUUCCGUCUCUAAAUAAAAGAGCCAACAAUCAGGCAAUCAACUGGGUCAGAAAAAACAUAACUCUUCCUGCCACAUUCGGCAAGUACAAGACCAACGAGAAGCAGUUUCUCAAGGUGCUAGAUUUUUUAUCUCCUUCAAGACUCGAAACAGUCACACUCAUUGCAUUCACUAUCCUCACCUACUAUCUCCUUAACCUCGAUAUUCAUGUCAUGGAAGACGAUCCGCUUUUGAGCACUAAAGAACGGGCAUAUGCCAAAUAUUACGCCGCUCGGUCAGGUAUUUUGGCUAGUUACUUGUUCCCAUUUUGCAUCUUGUUUGCUGGAAGGAACAACAUCUUGCAGUGGCUUGUGCGGUGGGAGUAUGCUGCCUUUGUGACACUUCACAGGUGGAUCUCUCGUAUCAUGAUGGUGCUUUUAAUCAUUCAUGCCAACGGCUACGCUUAUUUAAUCAAAGAUAAGCCCCAAUUUCUGUUCACCGCUUAUUUGAUUUGGGGCAUUGCUGCUUAUAUGUGUGGGAUCAUCAUCUUAAUUCAGGGUCUCUUGGUUUUGAGACGUCGCUGGUAUGAGACAUUCCUCAUUCUCCACAUUGUUCUUGCAUUGGUUUUUGCAGUUGGUGCCUGGUUUCAUGUCGAUGACCUUUAUUUCCUCUGGUACUAUUAUUUCUCCGCUUGGCUUUGGGCAGUGGACAGAAUCUUGCGAAUCCAGCGUCUUGCUUACUUUGGGUUUCCAGUGGCCAAAGUGCAAUUGUUUGAGGAUGAGACUCUCAAGAUUGUCGUUCCACUUCCAGCAAACUUCAAGCCUGAGGGUGGUGGCCAUUGCUUUGUUCACUUCCUCCGCCUCUCGUGCUUCUGGCAAUCGCAUCCCUUCACGUAUACAAUUGUCGAGGGUAACAUUAUUUUCUAUGCCAAAGUCAAAACCGGGGUAACUCAAGAUUUAGCAACGUAUCUUGAGAAUAAUCCAGACAAGACGGCCAAUAUUAGAGUUGCGGUUGAGGGUUCUUAUGGUGAAGCAACCCCAGCAUACAAGCAUGACAAGAGCGUCUUCCUAGCAGGAGGAAAUGGUAUUCCAGGAAUCCUUGCCGAGGCUUUUGAUGUCAUCGACAAACAUGAUCGCUUUGGUAAACGUAAGGUGCACAUCAUUUGGGUUGUGAGAGAAUAUCACUCAAUUCUUUGGUUUUUCGACGAGCUCAUGAUGGCCAAACAAUACCCCUUUGAGUUCGAUAUUUAUGUCACUAGACCGCUGCCGAUGUUGAUAAAUCCAAAUGAUAAGCUGCCUUUGCUACUAAGCACAUAUUCCCAUUACAGCGUCUUGCACCAGUUCAAAGAUCCUAUUGGAAAGCUCAAGGAGGAUUUGAGCCAUAUCAGAUUCCACGAUGGUAGGCCGAAUGUGCAAAAGAUUGUGGAAGAGAGCGUGGAAAGCAGCUCCGGAAGCUGCUGUUUUGUUACUUGCGGGCAUCCAGUCAUGGUCGAUGAUCUUCGUCAUGAGGUGGUUCAAGUGAUUGACAGUGGCAAGGUGAGAGUGGACUAUUAUGAACAGCUUCAAGUGUGGUCUUGA